This is a messenger RNA of Megalops cyprinoides (Indo-Pacific tarpon), 1821 nucleotides long. RefSeq names its product uroporphyrinogen decarboxylase (gene urod). Bases 76 to 1200 code for a protein of 374 amino acids. Gene Ontology annotation, molecular function: uroporphyrinogen decarboxylase activity. The record is from RefSeq and is a predicted model, not a curated record. Gene Ontology annotation, cellular component: cytosol. The transcript has 10 exons. Lineage: Eukaryota; Metazoa; Chordata; Actinopteri; Elopiformes; Megalopidae. Gene Ontology annotation, biological process: heme biosynthetic process.
ACCAGCUAGCCGCAGGAGUCUGAAGUUGACAGUGUAUGUGAAUGAGUCGUCUCAUCGAUACGGGGCUAUUUGUGCAUGGAUCGCGUUGACAUUGUCAUUAUGAAUAACGACACAUUUUGUCCAAAGGAUUUCCCUGAACUGAAGAAUGACACUUUCCUGCGAGCGGCCCGUGGGGAGGAAACGCCUUACGUACCUGUGUGGUGCAUGAGACAAGCUGGCCGCUACCUGCCAGAGUUCCGGGAGUCCCGAGCUGGGAAGGAUUUCUUUGAGACGUGCCGGUCACCUGAGGCCUGUUGUGAACUCACUCUGCAGCCUCUGAGACGCUUCCCUUUUGAUGCUGCGAUCAUCUUCUCGGACAUUCUGGUGGUUCCACAGGCCAUGGGCAUGGACGUGGAGAUGGUUGCCGGAAAGGGUCCCACGUUCCCAGACCCCCUGAAGGAUCCAGACGACCUCCAGCGUCUGCGGCCCAAGGUGGACGUCGCGGCGGAGCUGGGCUACGUCUUCAACGCCAUCACGCUGACCCGGCACAAGCUGGAGGGCAAAGUCCCGCUCAUCGGCUUCUCCGGGGCCCCGUGGACUUUGAUGUCCUACAUGAUUGAGGGGGGAGGAUCCCAGACCCACUCCAAGGCCAAGCGCUGGCUGUACGCCCACCCAGAGGCCAGCCACAAGCUGCUGUCCCAGCUCACCGACGUCAUCGUGGAGUACCUGCUGGGCCAGGUGGCUGCGGGGGCCCAGGCCCUGCAGGUGUUCGAGUCCCACACAGGCUGCUUGGGGCCGGUGGAGUUUAAGGAGUUCUCCCUGCCGUACCUCCGGGACAUCGCCCGGCGGGUCAAGGACCGCCUUAAAGAGUCCAGCCAGGACAACGUGCCCAUGAUUGUGUUUGCUAAGGACGGCCACUACGGCCUGGAAGACCUCUCUCAGUCCCACUACGAUGUGGUCGGUCUGGACUGGACCAUUGACCCGCGGUCAGCACGGGAACGAACGGGAGGCAAAGUCAGCCUGCAGGGCAACAUGGACCCCUGCGCCCUGUAUGCCCCAAAGGAGAUGAUUGGCGAGAUCGUGAAGAAGAUGCUGGAGGGCUUCGGUCUGCGGGGGUACAUCGCCAACCUGGGGCACGGGGUGUACCCUGACAUGGACCCCGAGCACGUGGGCGCCUUCGUGGAGGCCGUCCACACCCACUCCCGAAAGCUCUGCAAAUAACCCUCCGUCCACCAACGCACGAACCACAAACCGAUCGCGAAAUGCGGAGAGACUGAGCCGCGGGGCUCUUUUAGGUCACCUAAUCACCACUGUCAGCCAGGCCAAUGUUAGAUAUGAGUGCAGUGUUAAUGUUCCCACAUGGGGACAGCCGUAACCCACCCAUUCAGUAAGAUUUCCAAGAGUAGCAUUCCCACUGUUGUAAUGUUUAUGCCACGAACUCCACAGAGCAGCUGGGACUCUACGUUGAGGUUUAGUUCACCCUGAUGUCAUUCAGCUUUUUACAUUUGACACAGAAAGCACUUGAAUGUGUUUUUGGGGUCGAGGUUUGGGUGUGUCAAGGCAAGAGUCCUGCUAAUUUGUCAUGUUUAUCGUGUCUACACAGGAGAGCUGCAAAGGGCAGAGCCUGCGUUCCAGAGAUGUUUUAUACUGAAUAAAGAAAAAUCAUUUUGGGCUAAGCUUGAGCGUUCUGCUACCAGCAAUACCAAAUGCAGCAGUGGAGAACAGAGAAACACUACUGCUGCUGCUUACCGCCACUGUCUUAGAUGUGACCAAUGAAUGUUACAGUGUGAAAACAAUCGAUCAGCUCUGAGCCAUAAAUCCUCUUGAUUCCUUUCCUCCAUG